UCGGCCUACGCCAACACUUCAGCCGGAGAAGGAGUGAAUGUGAAGGAAGCCAACAAAGAGGUGAAUGCUUUACUGCGCUCACCGCCUUACAUAUCUUUUGGAGCUGGAACAUUAUAUGAUGGUACGAAAAGCAAUGGAAUUGGCAUUCCAUCACUAAUCGAAAAUCCGGCUCUGGAUACAUUCGAUCCCAGUAAUGCUCUACGAAGCGCCGGAAGACUUGAACCUCUUAGUAUGAAUACGAGAGACAACAUUACAAAUUCAUUCGUAGCACCGGGUACGUUAAAUGAAGAAGGAAAUAGAGAAGGAAAUUUGAGAACUGGUGCAUUUCUGGCUCCAAAUACGUUUACAUAUCCUCAUACCAGUGGGUCGUUAAUCAAUCCUGGGUAUGGAAUCUACUGGUUUAUGAGUCCACCAGGACCUAGCCAACCAGGAGAAUCAGUAUACUUUUAUCUACCUCCAGCGGGAAAUAUUCAUCCUGUCCCCUCAGCCUUUCCACAGCCAGAAAUAUGUUGUCCUGCAGACAGUCGACGUUCUUUUGAGACUAUGACUGAUACCAGCGGUGCAAUGGGCGCCGUUGCUGAAGCUACGGGACCAGAAGCUGAAAAGGAAAAAUCAGUUGACAUUCAUCCUGCAUUUCUUUUACAUUCGCCCUUACCCAGUUUCCUCCAGCCAAACCCUGUAGCUGAACUAGGUUCUAAAGACCGACAAAACAGGAUUCAACAACAAAAUCUGCAUACAAUGCAACUUAUGUACACUGAUCAAGUCAAUUCACCUGGAGCGCAGCAAGCCCAAUAUCAUAAUUAUAUUCAGAGACAGCAGUUACCUCAAAUUCAUUCUCAGCUGGAUUUGACACUUCCACAAGGUCCAGCAUUGCUACAAUGUCCAUUAGGUGAUACUGGAGGCCUCCUAGCCCUCCCAACGGGAGUUUUACCAAGUCAAAUGUUGGCAUCUGGUUUAUUUGACCAAGCAACUAUCCAACCAGGAGCAGCCGUAUAUGCAAACGGAUCGACUGAACUGAUAAAAAACCCUGAAGUUGGACAAAGGACCCAAUCGAUGACAGGUCGUCAGCCCCGUCAGUCUGAGUCAAGUCUAAACGUAACAAGCCUCCCAGCAAAUAAUGACAGUCGUCUAUUACCAGUAUCAUCCUCAAUGUUUUCUUCUACGAUUUCCAAAGCUUCAAGUCUGACUGGAAAUCAUUGUGCGCAAAUUCCAGAUUCCAGAGCUGAAGGAGCCUUGACUAGCCUAUCUGCACUCAGAUCAAAUAGAAGCGAAGAUGGCUGCAUAGAAAAGCUGGAUAAGUCAAACUCAAACCUAGAUUAUGUAAAAUCAGAAGCUAUUGGGAACGUUCACACUUCUACAUCAGUAGUGCAAAGACCUAAGAGGGUAUGCAAGCUUUAA
Molecule: messenger RNA, 1398 nt
Organism: Protopolystoma xenopodis
Lineage: Eukaryota; Metazoa; Platyhelminthes; Monogenea; Polystomatidea; Polystomatidae
Source: the annotation of a GenBank genome assembly